AUGGAUGUUUUAGAGGAAAAAUGGAAGGGACUUAGACUGAGGGAAGAAGAAGAAGCUGUGAUAGAGCUGGAGGAGGAAUGGCAGAGCGAGUUGGGAUUGAAAGAACAACAGUCAAUCAUGGUGAAAAUCUGCUCAACAAGGACCAUAAGCAGGGAAGUAGUGGAGACAACAAUGGGAAAAAUCUGGAGGAUUAGCAAGGCCGCACAGUUUUACGGAGCUGAUAAGGAGAAAGUCUGGUCAGGGAGGCCAUGGUUGUUUGACAACCAGGUUCUGGUAAUGAAGGAGUUCGAUGGUUUCACUCCUAUACAGAGCAUUAGUUUUGAUACUGAAAGCUUCUGGGUAAGGUUACAUAACCUGCCUCUUUCGUGUAUGACAAAAAGCAAAGGAGAACAAAUUAGGAAUAAGGUUGGAAAGGUGGAGCAGGUGGAUGUGAAAGAUGAUGGAUUUGGAUGGGAAACUUUCCUAAGAGUCCAAAUCCUAUUGAAUCUGACUCAACCACUGGCAAGGGGCAGAAUGACGAAGGUAAAAGGGAAAAACAUUUGGAUACCAUUUAGUUAUGAAAAAAUGUCAAAGAUAUGCUUCUCAUGUGGGUGUAUUGUACAUGGUAUCAAUGGAUGUAGUAAUGGAGAGGUGGUGUCAGAAGCCAAAGAUCAACAAUAUGGGCUAUGGAUGAGGGCCAAGCAAUUUCAAAAAAACAAUUUCUUCAAUAGUGGAACUAGUAGGUAUAAGGAUGAAAGCUGGUGCAGGAAAGAGGGUAGAGACAGGAACCUAAAUGGGAUAAGUGGAGGAGAAAAUGAGGGAGAGGAAGGAAGGAAGGAAGGAAGAGGGGAGUGA
This is a messenger RNA of Carya illinoinensis, 834 nucleotides long. RefSeq lists its product as uncharacterized. The transcript is spliced from 2 exons. NCBI's taxonomy places the organism in Eukaryota, Viridiplantae, Streptophyta, Magnoliopsida, Fagales, Juglandaceae. The coding region runs from base 1 to 834 and encodes 277 amino acids. The record is from RefSeq and is a predicted model, not a curated record.